Molecule: messenger RNA, 880 nt
Organism: Triticum dicoccoides
Lineage: Eukaryota; Viridiplantae; Streptophyta; Magnoliopsida; Poales; Poaceae
Exons: 2
Coding region: 1-690 (229 amino acids)
Source: RefSeq, a predicted model, not a curated record
AUGCUGAGGGUCUCCACUCUCCGGUCAAAGCAACUAUCGCUCAUGCCUGGCGCGCCAUGCCCCGCGCUUCUCCAGCUCCGUGCGCCUCCCAUGAUGCUGCUGCCGGUGCCGUCUCCCACCAGACCCCCUGGGUUUGAGACCUCCCCCACGCCGCCGCUGCUGUCCAACCCGCCGGUGCGCCGCACCCCCUCUCCUGUACGGCGCCGUCGGGCUGAUGCGUCCGAUGUGGUUGGCCUGCAAUGCCUCACACCGCUUUUCGAAGACCGCCAGGACGCCAUUCUGCCAACACCUACUCCGACCCCAACUCCUCCACGAGCUCCUGCGGCACGUCGGAAGACGAUGGCUGGACUCACCAUCUUUGCUGUUGAUGGCGCCUUCUCGCUGCACAAGACGAGGGCGGCAGGCUGCCCCAAGGGUGCGCCCGUAGCUCGUGCGGCAGAGAUUCUUGUCUGUCGCUCCCUCGGCAUUGUUAAGAAUGGAGAGGACGUGACUACGACGGUUCCGGACGCAUUUGCGGAUCGCUUCAAGGAGCAGUUGUCGCCGGAGGUGCUCGCUGCCAUGAGGGGGUUGUUCAAGCUCGAUGAUGCUGAAGCUGCUGCUGUCGAAGACGCGCUCCUGGCGCAUGGAGGUGGAGGCGCCCUGGACUUGGAGAGAGACGAGGAAGCCGUGCUGCAGCAGGCAACAAUUUGAGUUGCUGCUCAAAAAACCUGGGACUGUUGUUUGCCAUGUUAGUGCACCUACUUAUAUUACCAGGGGUUGUUAGUUGCUGGCGUGCUAGUUCAACGCCGUGUCUCAGGACUACAUGGGUGCUUGCUCACCCAUUUGCUCUGGAUGUUGCCACUUUAUACUGGCAGUCUGCCACUAGUUCAUUUCAUCUGCA